Lentinula edodes (shiitake mushroom) is the source of this 1578-nucleotide messenger RNA. RefSeq lists its product as uncharacterized. Gene Ontology annotation, molecular function: protein binding. The record is from RefSeq and is a predicted model, not a curated record. The coding region runs from base 1 to 1578 and encodes 525 amino acids. The transcript is spliced from 2 exons. NCBI's taxonomy places the organism in Eukaryota, Fungi, Basidiomycota, Agaricomycetes, Agaricales, Omphalotaceae.
AUGCAACGCUGGUCAGUCCCUUCAGGAUCAGAAUACAAUGGCUUCCAGCCACAAUUUAACCUGGACUUUGGGAACCUGUACGCAAAGCUGCGCUCGGACUUCGGCCCUGCUGCUCUGUCGAAAGCCAGCGAACUGGCAGAUAUAGAGAAGGAAAUUGAGGACUGUGAUGCGGAACUCCUUUGGCUACAAUCUCAUAUCACGUUCCUCCGUAAUCAUCGUCGACAUCUGGGCGAGUACAAGCAAUGUUUACAUUCCUUAAUGUCCCCAAUUCGAAAACUUCCCAAUGAACUUACCCUUCGCAUCUUUGACUACACGUGUGGCAUAAAUGACCUCACAUCGGGAAAACUCAAAGCCAUGCCUGCAUUGAAUAUCAGUUGUGUCUGUUCAAAUUGGCGGAACCUUGCCAAAGCUUCCCCUCAGCUUUGGUCUCGUAUACGCAUUAAUCUGACGAUGAUGCACAUUGAUAGGCAAGGAUUCGACUUGCUUCAUAUGUAUCUUGUUUCAUCGCAGCAGUUCCCACUUAGUUUCGAAAUCUUGGGCGAAAAGCUCGAAACACUCGAGCCACGUCAGGCAGCCUUAUGUGCUAUCGUUGGUGCAUGCAGUGAUCGAUGGAAAGAGCUUACAGUGUCUCAACCAACUUUUUUCAAAGUUCUAACGGCUCAGAAUCCUACCAACUUCCCUGUACUCGAGGAGCUCAGUAUUUCAAGCUUUGCUUUCCGCUUACCAGGAAGCUUAGACCGCUUUCAGUAUGCUCCAAAAUUACAUUCGUUGUCAAUCUUGACCUUUCCUUUGGCCAAGCUCCCGAAAUCACAUUUCCCCUGGAAUCAGCUUAAUAUUCUGACUAUCUGCUCAUACUCAGAAGAAGUGAAAUUUCUUCUAGAUGUGUCUUCUGAUCUGACAGAAUUGCACUUUUGCGAGUGGGCGGAUGGAUGGUUCAAACAAACUUCAUCUCCGAUACUUGCCUCCAGUGUUCAAACACUGUUGCUAACUGUCGCUGCACAAACACAGCCUGGAUCCGAGAGCUUGGUGGACGUGAUCUUUGCUUCCACGACAUGCCCAGCUUUGACGUCGUUGUAUAUCGAUCGCGCCGAUGUCGAAGACAUAUAUGAGCGACCUUGGCCGCAGGGAAAUGUACUAGGCUUCUUGAAUCGUUCAUCGUGCAACUUGUCUACCCUUUCCAUAAAGUCUGUUCCACUGUCAGACCUGGAUCUGAUCGAUAUCCUCGCUCGCCUUCCUUCACUCAGUCACCUCACUGUUGACGAUACUGGUGUCAGCUACAAUGCCAACGGACCUAUCACCUCGCAACUAAUACAGAGUCUCCACGCAUUCCGCUACAAUGGCAAGAGUCUUACUUCCUCGAUUUUAGUUCCCCAACUGCAGAGCCUCUCUCUAGUGUGUAGUGCUUCCACUGGCAUCAGUGAUUCGGACAUCAUGGAAGUGGUGUCAUCGCGGCUGUAUACAGUGUUGUUACAUUUCCCUAAUCGAGAUGUUCCCGGAGAAUUUUAUUCUUCGAUGAAGCAUCUUGAGAAGGCCGGGCUGAGGGCAGUCGUGAUCGCUCAAGGUCGGGUUCUCAGUUAA